AUGCAGGCAUCAGGUCUGCUGACGCCGCGUCCCUCCCGCGUGCCCUCAGGCAGCGGGGCACGCACACCAACAGCAGCCGGCCCCUCAUCAAAUCCGGCAGACUCAGUGGACCUGUGGGAGGACAUUCUGCGCAGUGCGGACCGGGCCAAGACGCACGCGCACAAGAACAUUGUGCUGCUCGCCGAGCGUCAUCGCGGACGCACACAUCUGCUCGACAAGCUGGCGGGGAAGCGCAGACAACGGCCCGAAGGUGCCUCGGCACUGGCUAUCGGGUAUCAGGUUCUUGAGAGCGAGGAUAGGGAUGAAGCGCUUCCGCCGAAUCCUCUACCUGACACGGCCGUCGUCAUUGUGCUCGACUGGACCAAGCCGAGCAGCAUGGUGCGCGAGCUCCUGACGUGGCUGUCGUGGGUCGACGGCUGGGCGCAGCGUGUCAGCAAGGACACUGACGAGAUGCGAGACCGAUUGCAAGCACAUCUGCAGCAUUACACCGAGCCUCCAGCCCCAGGCACGCCAGCACCGACAAAAGCGCUCGGCACAACGCUCCUUCCCCUCGGACCGGGGACGCUGACGCUGAACCCGGCCGGCGUCCCGAUCAUCGUGGUUUGCACGCGCGCAGACCAGAUGGACUCUGUCGGCGACGAGAUGGGCAUGAAGGGCGGGAGCUGGGAGGAGCGCACAGACUGGAUCCAGCAGGUGCUGCGCACGAUCUGUCUCUCGUACGGCGCGGCGCUGUUCUACACCUCGCAGACGCAGCCGCAGACCUACACGCUGUUGCGGGACUAUCUCGUGCACCGGCUCUACACCACUCCAGGGGCCAGCGGGGAGCCCGUCGCCCGAUAUCCAUUCGCGCACCGCGCCAAUGUGCUUGAUCGGGACGCCGUCCUUGUCCCCGCGGGGUGGGACAGCUGGGGGAAGAUCAACGUGCUGAGGGAAGGCUUCGACCUGCAGCGCGUGCACAAUGCGUGGGAGUCGUCGAUCAACCGUUUCGGUCAAUCAACAGACGCAGACGAGGAAGCCAUCGAUGACCUCUGGACAGCCAUGGUGCCGGAUACAGAGAGGCCGAAGAACCGGAACGACGGCGCGAUCACAACCACAUCAGAGGGGGAACAGGCCUUCCUCGCCAAGCAACUCGAGGCACUCAUGAAGGACCCGAACCGCGACCCGAGGGCUAGUUUCCGACACGCCGUCAACAGUGCGGCGGCGAAUGAGGGCGAGGCUCCGCAGCGCUUCGGAGGCGUCGUGGGACCCAUGGGCGCCGGUGGCCUGAACCUCCCGGGCGUCGAGAAGGCUAUGGCAGAGAUGGAGGGCGGGGACGACGUCAAGGAGCGCUUUGCAAGGAUCGCGAGGAGGCAAGAAGGCAAGCCUCAGAGCCCGCCAAAUGAGCGACCAGCCGUGCCCAACGAGGCACUGCACAACUUCUUCCAGGGCCUGCUCGCCAAGAAGUCGGGCGGCACGCCGACCCAGACGCCGACCAAGUCGAAGUAG
Messenger RNA from Trichosporon asahii var. asahii CBS 2479, 1485 nucleotides. RefSeq lists its product as uncharacterized. NCBI's taxonomy places the organism in Eukaryota, Fungi, Basidiomycota, Tremellomycetes, Trichosporonales, Trichosporonaceae. The transcript is spliced from 6 exons. The record is from RefSeq and is a predicted model, not a curated record. Gene Ontology annotation, cellular component: centrosome; cytoplasmic dynein complex. The coding region runs from base 1 to 1485 and encodes 494 amino acids. Gene Ontology annotation, molecular function: dynein heavy chain binding. Gene Ontology annotation, biological process: microtubule-based movement; microtubule cytoskeleton organization.